Messenger RNA from Rosa rugosa (rugosa rose), 336 nucleotides. RefSeq lists its product as uncharacterized. The transcript has 4 exons. The record is from RefSeq and is a predicted model, not a curated record. Lineage: Eukaryota; Viridiplantae; Streptophyta; Magnoliopsida; Rosales; Rosaceae. Bases 1 to 336 code for a protein of 111 amino acids.
AUGAUCAUUUCCCCUUUUAACAAUGCAUCAGUUCCAGCUUCAGCUCAGGCUACCUUUCCAUACCUAUUUGCUGUCAGCAAGUACUUGAAGGUACCGUGUGCUCAUGGCUGUAUAUUUGCUUUGAUGGAUAUUGGGAGCUCUUUGCAUUUCCAAUCAACUGGCAUGAGUGGGAAGAAUAACAUGUGGGUGGUUGAGAUGAUUAGCACUUUAGUCAGAAGGUUAUCCCCUACUCCUAGCGGUGCUGCUCUAAUGUCCGUGGCUUUAAACAUAUUGGCAAAGAUGUUAAAAUGGAUUAGUGUUUUUGUUUCUGAAUUAGAGAAAUUUGGUGCUCUUUAG